Messenger RNA from Branchiostoma belcheri (Belcher's lancelet), 914 nucleotides. RefSeq names its product 39S ribosomal protein L20, mitochondrial-like. The transcript has 4 exons. Lineage: Eukaryota; Metazoa; Chordata; Leptocardii; Amphioxiformes; Branchiostomatidae. The coding region runs from base 83 to 523 and encodes 146 amino acids. Gene Ontology annotation, molecular function: rRNA binding; structural constituent of ribosome. The record is from RefSeq and is a predicted model, not a curated record. Gene Ontology annotation, cellular component: ribosome. Gene Ontology annotation, biological process: ribosomal large subunit assembly; translation.
AACGUAACCAGUAGGUGACGCUGUGGUCCGGUCCACAUGUGACCCCUGCCUUUCUUUCUCAUCUUCGCCUCAGGAAAACCUCAUGUUUCUGACUUUAGCGCGCUACGUGAGGACUCCUCCACCCGAUAGGUGGUGGAAGAGGAGAUAUGUCUUCAACAACACAUGGAGAUUUUGGGGCCGACACAGAAACUGUUAUAAGAUAGCGAUCCAGUCCAUGCAGCACGCCUGGCGACAGGCUAAGAAGGGACGCCGAGAGAAGAAAAGAUUUGUGCGAGGGCUGUGGAUAGAACGACUCAAAGCGGCUUCAGAGGAACACGGUCUGCCCUACGAACAUCUAGUGGUUGGACUGGACAUGGCCCAGGUGCAGAUAGACAGGAAGGUGCUGACUCAUCUGGCCAUCUACGAACCCAAGACUUUCAAAUCCAUCGCAGAGAUCGCCAGAAUAUCGUACGGAGAGGGACUGAUGGCAGCGACCGGGAAACAACCAGAGGGGGUGUUUACAAGGAUUGUCCGCUGGGAGUAGGGGGGGGUUUGAUAGAGGUGGGGUUGUAAUAGAGGGGGUAUGGAAUCAUAUUCAAAAUGUGAAGAUAGUGAUGUUUAAAAACUGCUAUUGUGUGAUGUACCAUCUAAAAUGUACAAAAACAUGUAUGUGCACUACACCAUUAAUUUCCUUCUUAUUUUUGCCAUCACAGAAAAUUGCAAUUCUUUUCUAUCACUAACAUUAUAGCACCUUCUGUUAUCUUGCCCCUCAAAGUGAUAUGAGAACUAGUUUUUGAACAUAAGUUUGAAAUAAAGAGUAACAUCAGAUACAUCUCUGUGCAUCCAUUUCACAAAAUAGUUCCUUGUUACAUACAGAUGCUCUCUAUUGUUAAAUUUCACAAGUCAGAAUAAAGAGCAAGCAGUCAUGAAUUCCA